Molecule: messenger RNA, 7418 nt
Organism: Oryzias melastigma (Indian medaka)
Lineage: Eukaryota; Metazoa; Chordata; Actinopteri; Beloniformes; Adrianichthyidae
Gene: psda
Product: pleckstrin and Sec7 domain containing a
Exons: 21
Coding region: 795-5750 (1651 amino acids)
Biological process (GO): regulation of ARF protein signal transduction
Molecular function (GO): phospholipid binding; guanyl-nucleotide exchange factor activity; protein binding
Source: RefSeq, a predicted model, not a curated record
AACAAAUUUGUACGGACUGGUCAAGAACCAAGUUCUUCUUCUCCGCUCCGAACGUUUGAUUCCCCCGAGUCAAAUGUGAUAUUUGCCGCAGACAUUUGCCUCAUUUUCAUGGACAGAAGAUCCGGAGAUCUGAUGUGGAAUCUCCUCUGAACCUGGUGCAGCUUAGACCAAGAGUUUGGGCCAUGACUCCGCCCUCUGUGCAGAUGCUCAUGACUCCUCCCUCUGUGCAGAUGCUCAUGGCUCCGCCCUCUUACUCCGCCCUCUGUGGAGCUCAGGAUGCCCCCCCCCGCCCCCGUCUUAAGCCGCGCUGCCAUCUGUCAGCUCCGCCCAUCAUUGGCUGAAGGAGAUGCACAGAGGCAGAGCUCGCCACGUGAUUGGCUUUCCAGGCUGCAUGGAAGAUGGGGGGGCGGGGCCUUUUGAUUGACUGGAUUCAUUGGAAAGGGGGGGGCUUAUUGGGGAAGAGGAGGAGCCGAGCGAAGAGUUAACCCACAAGGAGCUGUCAGUGCUGCAGACAACAAGUGUUCAGAGGAAGAGGAGGACGAAGGACGGAGACGGCAGGUCACCCUAAGACGAGGGGGGGGCUGAGGGGGGGUUGCCAUGGAAACGCAGGGGAUGUUGCUGCUGCUGCUGAGGGAAAAGAGGACACAGGUUUUGGUUCUGUUUUGCACCUGAAGGAUGGACCUGGUGCUUCAGUCCUGCCUUUGACCCUCAUCCAAGACUCCUUACUGUGCUCAGAUGCAGGAGGUUACACAAAUCUAAAACCCUAAUAAUACCCAAUCACUGAAGAGACAGACAUGUCUCAGGCAGGCAAAGUCCUUCACCUCUACGUGGAAGUGAGAUCGGUGUCAGAGGAGGAGCAGAGGGGAUUGGGUAGAGGAGAAGAUGGGUCCGCCCACCUAAUGUUGCCGUGUCCAGACACCCUUGCUCCUUCUCAGAGGAGCUCUGCUCGCUGCAGUCCCACCCGGAGUCCAGCUCUAUCCCCUGUCAGCCAGCGUCACAUGGGGGUUGGAAACCACAAUUUACUGCCCUCAAAGUCUUCCCUGAGACACUCCGUAGACUACAGUGUCGGUCCCGCCACGUCCCCUACCCAACGGCAGGAUGUGUUGUACGAAAGUGUUGGUCAGCUACUGGAGAUCCUUGCUCCCAAAACAUCCGGUUCCUGCUCUCAUGGCUCACAUGGACGAACCAGUUCUUCUGAGGUGGAUCCCUUCUCUGGCAGGGUGCCCAUCUCCCCAUCGUCCACACACUCCAGCAGGCUCAGUAUGACCCCCAGCCCCAACGAUAUCUGCAGUUCCUACGAGGUCCUCGAUGGUGUGGACGGUGCAGGGAAGACAUCUGUUGUUUCCUUUGGAUACAUAGAUAAGGCCAGUGUUCGUAGCAACGCUGAACUUCGUAAUUCAGUGUGCCUAAACGUAUCGGACUGUAUGCAAAGCAGACGAGAGGGGCAGCAGGUUCCUGCUCGUAUCAUGAAGAGGAUGAGUGACCCAGUGUGGCUCCAUGAUCACCCUCUAGAGGGCGGCACCUUCCACAGGCACCACCGUACCCCAAGAGAAUCCCCUUGGGGUUCACCGAACGUACAGAGAGGUACCGUGGAGGCAGUUGCAAGAGAUGCCACCAACAAGGCCUUAGACGAGUUUGGAUCGCCAGAACUCAAGCGGAGGUUUGCAAAAAACUACAGUCCCACUCUGCCUCAUCAUCACUCGUCUCCUCGCUGCCGUUCUUUGGGAGGAUCGCCCGUCCUGUCCCGUAGUACCCUCACCCUGCCAUGCAAGACCCAACUCCAGGAGCUCGACCGGAAGAUCUGUCAUAGCUCGAUGAACGGACUACCCAGAAGUCCUGCCUCUGACCACCUGUGUGCCCAGACUGGUUUCAUUCUGCAUUCAGAUGCUCCAAACUCAACCUUCCACUCUCAUAGACCGGCACACAGCCAACAGAGGCCGUGGAUGGGAGAUGAGAGUCCCAGGUUGUCCAGCAAGUUCCACCCACCUUUACCAGCAGGUCGACCUACAGACAUCCAGCAUGAGGUUCCAGCCAGCAUGUUUUCCUACCAGCCUGGAAGCCCACACCUCAACGCGAACGCUUCACAUUACGCAACAGAUGGCUCAUGGUGUCGUACUAAUGACGUAGUUGAUGCGACCGUCCACAAGCCGUCCCGUUGCAGCAGCAGAGCCAGCGAUGCUGACAGCUGGAUCAGUGACCGGACCAGUGCCUCGCCAUCUUCAAACCCUGAGCACGACUGCAAGCUGGCUGUGGGAGCCAGCAAGUACUCCAGAGCGUAUGCAGGAAAGCAGACGCCGUCUCCCACGCCGUCUCCAGCGGAGUCUCUGAGGUCUGAGAGCCCCCGGAGUUCAUCGAGAGAGUCUCGACUUUACGGCUCUCCCCAUCGUUACGACUCUGUUGAGCAUCUGCAGGUCGACCACCAACACUGCAACACAGAAAAACUGCAGACGAAACCUGGAUCCAUUUCUCCUCUGGUGUCCCACAGAGGACACUCCACUCCAGCAUCUCCUGCCAUCGCGGCCAGGUGCAACCAUGCACCUGUCUCUCAGGUAUCAGCGCAACAGAAGCAGACUUCACCCACCAAGGAGAUGUCUUUGCACCGCUGCCAGCCCCCACAGUCCACGGGAGCCCUCAGGUCUCCUCACACUGACCGCUGGCAGUACAACCACCUCUUUGACGCUUCACAGAUCAGGACACAACUGACCUGUCAGAAUCCUGAAGGUCUGCCUGGGAGCUGGACCUCCAGAGGAGCCAGAGCGGUGCAGGACGGAGGGGACACGUGUGGAGAAAACAUCAGCCGGAAGUCAUCAAGACCGUCCGGACCAGAGGAGAGCCAUAAGAGGGACAGAGCACUGUUGGAGCUGGACACCCAUCGGUCUCAGAACCAAAGCGGACUUACUCGGAUGUCCUCUCAGAGCUCCAGCGGGGCCACAGGCAGCCUGUCCCCUGAAACCUGGAGCCAGUCGAGCCACGCCGCCGCCCACAGCGGCUCUGGAAUGCAGACAGGAGGGGACACGGCGUCCAUCCCGCCCUCGCGGUCGCAGAAGAUCGCUCGUGCAAAGUGGGAGUUUCUGUUUGGGGGCAAGUCGGAGGACAGUCGCUGCAGAAAAGAAGCUCCGCCCACAACGCCUCCAACCAGCAGCCCGCCCAGCCCUCCCUCCUCCCUCAGUCAGGGCCCGGCCUGUCCGAGGAGGGGGUGGGACGGCGAGGGCCCGAAGCUGUCGCAUCACGCCGUCCGUCAGGUGGAGGUGGAGCUGGUGACCCCCCAUCCCAGAGGCGCUGCCCUGAAGACGGGUAUCAUCCGACGCGCCAUCAAAUACUCCGAGACGGACCUGGACGCCGUGCCGCUGCGCUGCUACAGGGAGACGGACCUGGACGAGGUGAUGCGGGCGGAGUCUGAGGCACCUGAGGAGGCGGACUCGGCCUUUGGAAGCAACCGCAGCGUUUUGGAAAGCUCCAGCUUCACUCCCUCCAACGCCUCCCCCAAAGCCCACACUGGAGAACGAGAGGAAAAUGGGGAGGAGGAGGAGGGAGAGGAGGAGGAAGAGGAGGAGGGGGUGGCGAGCUGGGCCAGCGUGAGGAUGCUGGGAGACCGGCGGAGACAGAGAGCGGCCAAGGAGGAGGAGGAGGUGUUCAGCCUGCUGCUGAGGGGCAGCUCCUUGGAGCCGUCGUCCGACACCCACGGGGGCCUGAAGUCUCCCAUCUCAGUGGGAAGCCCCCGCAGACCCUCCGAAUCCAACAUGGACUCCUUCAGCCGCCACUUCGAGAGCAUCAUGGAGUCCCACAGGGCCAAAGGGACGUCCUACAGCAGCCUGGACAGCGUGGACCUGCUGACCUCCGGCUCCACGUCGGUGUUCACCUUUGACCUGCCAACGCUCACCCCAGAGAUCCAGAGUCAGAUCUGUGAGAGCGCCAAGCAGAUCAGUGAGCUGAGCUUCGCCCCGCUGGCCCACUCCGAUGGAUCCACCCCCUCAGAGAUGUCCCGCUCCGAAAUCAGCCUUAAUGUCGCCGAGACGGACCUCAGAGCCGGCUCCAAGGUCAACGCGGGCCUUCCAGUCCGGUCCAAGUCAGAGAAGGAGACGUGGCGCCGCUCCAUCCUCAAAGACGGCUUCAGGAAGGCCAGCUCUGUCCCGGCGCUCCACAGCGGACCGAGGGAGCGCGCGGUGAACCGGCCGCUCGAGCUGCUGUACCCGCAGGACGACGUGGCGGAGCGUCUGGCCCUCGGCGGCAGCGACGACGCCCUGGCCAAUGGGCUGAAGCCGGACCUGCAGGCCGCCAAUCGGCUGGCCAGACGUCUCUACAACCUGGAUGGCUUCAGGAAGUCGGAUGUGGCGCGGCACCUGGGCAAGAAUAACGAGUUCAGCCAGAUGGUGGCAGAAGAGUAUCUGAGUUGCUUCAACUUCAAAGGUCUGACCAUCGACCAGGCGCUCAGGUUGUUUCUGUCCCACUUUGCCUUGAUGGGAGAAACUCAGGAGCGGGAGCGAGUCCUCGCCCAUUUCUCCAGGAGAUACAAACUCUGCAACCCGGACAGUCUGUCCACGGAAGACAGCAUCCACACUCUGACGUGUGCCGUCAUGUUGCUGAACACGGAUCUCCAUGGAAACAACGUGGGCAAGAGGAUGUCCUGCACGCAGUUCAUCUCCAACCUGGAAGGACUCAACGACGGAAAAGACUUUCCCAAAGAGCUGCUGAAGAUCCUGUACAGCUCCAUCAAGAACGAGAAGCUGCAGUGGACCAUAGACGAGGAGGAGCUGCGGAAGUCCAUCUCGGAGCUGGCAGAGUCCCGGACAGACUCCGCCUCCCACACCAUGAAGCGGCUGGGGAGUGGAGGAAACCCUCUGGUGGGCGUCGCCCAACAAGCUGACGGCGAGCUUUACAUGAGCGGCUUCCUCGUUCGCAAAGUCCACGCAGACCCGGACGGGAAAAGAACGCCGCGGGGGAAGCGGGGCUGGAAGUCGUUCUACGCCAUGCUGAAGGGGCUGGUGCUGUACCUGCAGAAGGACGAGUACCGCACCGAGCGCGAGCUGACGGAGGAGGACGUGAAGAACGCCGUGUCCGUGCAUCAUUCUCUGGCCAUGCGGGCGGUCGAUUACAGCAAGAGGCCCAACGUCUUCUACCUGCGCACCGCCGACUGGAGGGUCUUCCUGUUCCAGGCGCCGAAUGCGGAGCAGAUGCAGUCCUGGAUCACGCGCAUCAACGUGGUGGCGGCCAUGUUUUCAGCUCCUCCCUUUCCGGCGGCGAUCGGCUCGCAGAAACGCUUCAGCCGCCCGCUGCUGCCGGGCUCCGGGACCAAACUGUCUCAGGAGGAACAGGCCAAGUCCCACGAGAACCGGUUCAGAGCGGUCUCCUCCGAGCUGCUGGAACUGACCACGGCCACGCCCGACCGCAAGGUUAAAGGUCGCGAGCUGGAGGAGCAGAAACUCCGCAGGGAGUACCUGGAGUUUGAGAAAACCCGCUAUGGUACUUACGCCAUGCUGCUGCGAGCGAAGCUGACCAGCGGCGCCGAGGGUCUGCAGGCGUUCGAGUCGCAGCUGUUGGACGAGGGCGGCCUGCAGAGGGCGCACUCCAGCCCCACGCUGCCGCAGGACGUCGCCAACAAGGAGAAGAUCCGCGGGACGAAGACGUCCAAGAGCCUGAAGGUCACGCCCUCGUCCCGCAGCGGCGGGGGCAGCGAGGGGGGGCGGAGGAAGAACGGCAGCCAGCGGGCGGAGAUCCAGAAGCAGAGCAGCAAGCAGGAGGAGGCGGCUUGAACGGCGGCGGCGGCAAAGGACCGCCUCCUUCUGUCCACCCCUCAGCUGCCUCCUGAUUGGCUGAGGAGCUUUUCUUUUUGCUGAGGUCAGCUGGAGAAGAGGAUUUUGUCACAAUAAGAGCUCCUUCCUGCUUCCAGGCCUUUAUUGUGAAAGGACAAACAGGAAGCGCUCAGCACCUUCAGGGAACCAACUCUUUGUAGGACAUUUGAUUCCGCUCGCCGCAGACUGACUUCCCACUGCUGCGGGCGGGCGGGUUGGCAUGCCGACAGGAGUGUGUGGGCCGGUUGCCACGGCGAUGGAGCCAAGAGAAGGGAGGGGCAAGGACUGCAGGGUCAGAACACCCCCGCCACAGCAAACAAACAGAGACGGGAACAGACCUCCUCCUCCACACGUCUGCGUGUCCGAGCGUUCCCGCUCAAACGAGCAGGAAGAGCAGAGGACUGACGUAAACGUAGCUUUUUUUUUAGGGUGAAAUUAAACUUAAGAGUUUUUGUGUUUGCAAGGACGAGUGAAACGUCAUAUUGUUUUCUAAACUCGUUCCUUCAGGAGAGUUAAAGGUGUUCAGUGUGCAAUAAAUAAUCAAUCAGAGACCAGACUUUCAAAAUAAAACUCAUGCUGGUUUUUAUUUUUGGAACAAAAUUAAACUUUUCUGUAUUUAUUUUAUUUUUCUCAGUGAUGAACAUUGAGAAACAAUGUUUUGUUUCCAACAUUCCGACCCCAAAACUUCUGUUUCUGUGUUUUUGUAGCUCCGCCUUUUUGGUUGUGUUGUCAAAGUGGGUUUCCGUUACCUCCAGAACCUCACAGAUCCUCAUUUUAGAACAUCAAAGAUCGUUGUGACGGUCUCAUCACUAAAGGACACAGUGACCCCUAGCUGCUGAAUGUGGGACUGCAGCUGCGCAGCUUUGUGGUUGAUCUGUUUGCUCUAGUGUGACGUUCUUCAAUCAUCUCCGGUCGAGGUCAUGUGACCUGGGCGGGGUCACUGCUUCACUGUGGAGUGUUUAGUUUUUGUGUUUGAGUGCAGUUCCUUCUGCUGCCACCAGGGUGGUCGACCGUUUGUCCACAGACAGUCUGGAGGUCGAGGAGUGACAUCACGCCACCCAUCAGCUGCAGUGGGCGGGGCUCUUCUGUGGUUUGUUAGUGACAAUCUGGAGGUUCUGACCAGACGCUCUGCAGGGGGAGUGACGGUACGGAGGAUUAUUUUCAGUGAUCCAGAUUCUGGUGGAUCAAAGGAACUAUAAGAAGUGCUGGACCAAUCAGGGAUCAGAACCUGUUGGGAGCUGAUUGUGAUGCAUUCUGGGUCAGUCUGACCGCUGCGUUCCAUCAAUCUUAAAUUGACAAUUCUCAAAAGGAACUUGAGUUUUGUUGGACCUCAGUCUGCCAGUUGGACCAGUUUGCGGCUCCACAGCGCCCCCCGCUGAGCGUCGGUGAUCCAUUUCCUCCAGAACCUCCAUGUGUUCUGAUGUUCUGAGCCGGGUUUCAGGUGUUUGUCGCUGCUGUAAAUAAAGUUUGUGAAUCCGCAGGAAAGCAGAGCAGCAGCUUUUGUUUUGCUUUAGAUGAUAACUUGAUCCGCGUUUGGCUUCGCUGUACAAACGCCACUUCCUGUUUGGUCGGCGCAGAGAAACACCGUGUUGGGCUUGUAAACACAAAUAAAAACAUUUUGGAAAAACA